CCCCAAGUUUCUUGAUAUUAAAAUUUGAUGGCGUCUUGCACAUGAGCAUAAUUUUCAGCUGUUGAUAACUGAGAAAAAUAUCAUUCAAUUUUCCAAUGAACUCAGUUAUUCAUUAAUUUCCAACAGGCUCUGAUGCAAUUCUAAACAAACCGAAAUUUGGGAAUAAUUUGAUAAAUACCUUAAAAUUUAUGGCAACGUAGAAAAUUCCUUUUUUUGUAGUGACGUCAUUAGUGGUUAUUUCGAUAUUUCUUCUACUCCAAAUUGCGGCGUAAUUAUUAUUUAUAAAAAAUGGCUGCAAAUAAUUAUUUUGGAUUCACUACUGGACAGGCACAAUAUGGAACUGCUACACCAACAGCAGCAAAUUAUACCACCAACCAAGCAGCGACUGCUGGCUACACUGUGCAGCAUUCAGCUCAACCCUAUGCAGCUGCUGCUACUGCUCAGCGCUCCAGUCAGUCUGCAUAUGAAAGUUACCAACAACCAACACAUGCGGCUACUAAUUAUCAGUAUGCUUCUAGACAACAGACGACUUAUGACAAAGCUCAAACUUAUUAUCAAGCACAGGUACCUUACUCCACUACUGAGACACCUCAUUAUCAAAACGUGAGUAGUAAUAAACCAGUAUAUUCUACAACUAAUGUUAAUUAUAACACUCGUCAAGCAACAACAGCAAAAGCACAAACCCAAAGUGCUCAAGCUUCUGCUACAACUUAUCUGUAUUCCACAGGAGCAUCUACUGGAAAUAAUACAUCUAAUUAUAGUUCUACCUAUAACAGUUCACCAGUUACUACGACCUAUUCUGCUUCUCCAAUGUAUGUUCAGCAAUCUUCAGUAGCUGUGCAACCUGUACAAACUGUUCAAACCAGUAUUGUUCAACCUACUCAGCAAGCUCAAGCUAUUCAAUCUUCUGCUGCAAGUGCUGUGGCAACAACAAAGCCUCAGGCUAACAAUUGGAUGUCAUUUAAAAAGGGACCCUUAAGAAUGGCACGUCCUAAGUUGCCACCUAAACCCCAACAGCUUCACUACUGUGAAGUUUGUAAAAUUAGUUGUGCUGGACCUCAGACAUACCAAGAGCAUCUUGAAGGUCAAAAGCAUAAGAAAAAAGAAGCUGCUGCAAAAGCAGGUACUGUCGUUCACCAUGUUUCAAGGGGUGGUUCAACUUUAAAAUGUGAGCUCUGUGAUGUUACUUGUACUGGGUCAGAUGCUUAUGCUGCCCAUAUUAGAGGAGCCAAACAUCAAAAGGUUGUUAAAUUACAUACCAAACUUGGUAAACCUAUUCCUUCAACUGAACCUCAAGUUUUAAGUACAGGUACAAGUAAUACUUCUACAAAAGCUUCAAGCACUGGAAAGUCUUCUGGUAAAAAUAACUCUGCUAAGAAAUCAAAUGGCCCUCCUAAAAUUACAUUUGUAGCUGCUUCGAAAACUGAUGAUAGUUCUGAUGCAAAAGAAGAUGCUAAAGAUGAUGAUGGUGACAAAGAUGAUGAAGUUCAGCCAGUUGGCCAAGACUAUAUUGAUGAAAUUAAAAAUGAAGAAGGAAAAGUAGUUAGUUUCCAAUGUAAAUUGUGUGAAUGCAAAUUCAAUGAUCCUAAUGCAAAGGAAAUGCACAUGAAAGGGCGCCGACAUAGAUUACAAUAUAAGAAAAAAGUUAAUCCGGAUCUCGUUGUUGACAUUAAACCAAGUUUACGUCAUCGAAAGAUCCAAGAAGAAAGGUUACGACGUCAGCAGAUGAUGGAUGAUUUUUGGAAGAGGAGAGAAGAAGAAAGAUGGAGGGAAGAAAUGAGAAUUGUUGAAGAAGAAGAAAGAAUGUAUUGGGAAGAAAGAAGGCGGUAUGAGGAAGAAUUAGAAAUCUAUGAAUGGCAUCGUCGCUAUAAUAGAGAACCUAGAAUGGGACCGCCCAUGCCUCCUCCACCACCUCCAAGAUCUUUUAUGUUGGGGAUGCCACCUAAUGUUAUGGGACCUCCUAAUCUAAGACGACCAGAUUCAGUAGAUGACCGCCAUGUUAUUGCUAAACAUACUCAAAUAUAUCCAAAAGAAGAAGAAUUGAAUGGCAUACAAAAGAUUAUCACCAAUUCAGAAAAAGCUCUUAAGCUCGUAUCUGAUUACUUGGCAGAAAAAACUGAUAAGAAAGAACCUCAAAAGACAACAACUACUGAUGUUGUAAUUAAAGAAGAAAAGACUGAUGAUAAUAAAGAAAUCAAAGAAAAAGAAGCUCCACAGCCAUAUAGAGUAUUAAAAGGAGUGAUGCGUGUUGGUGUACUUGCUAAAGGUUUAGUUCUUACCGGUGAUCUCAGUGUUCAGUUAGUAGUGAUGUGUGCUGAGAAACCUUCCCGAUCUCUUUUAGAUAGAGUUAUUGAAAAUUUGCCCAAACAACUCUCUACUAUAGCUCCUGAUGAAAAAUAUGAAGUUAAGAGAUGUAUUGAAGAAGCUGCAAUCAUUGUCAGCACGGUCUCUGAACCAAAAAUUACAGUCACUGUCACUUUGACUUCUCCUGUGAUGCGUGAACCAAAUACUGAGCCUGCUGCUGGAGAGACUGUUGUUAAAGACCCGCCGGAUGUUCUGGACAGGCAGAAAUGCCUGGACGCCUUGGCCGCCUUGAGACAUGCCAAGUGGUUCCAGGCUAGAGCAAGUGGACUUCAAUCAUGUGUCAUGAUAAUUCGUAUUCUAAGAGAUUUGUGUCAGCGUGUCCCUACAUGGAGUCGUUUAAAUGGCUGGGCUAUGGAACUUCUUGUUGAAAAAGUUUUAAGUAGUAGUGGACAACCUCUUAGCCCUGGUGAUGCUCUUCGACGAGUUUUUGAAGCUAUUGCCUCUGGUGUACUUUUACCUGGUUCUUCGGGUCUAUUAGAUCCAUGUGAAAAAGAUCCCACUGAUGCUGCUGGCAACCUUACUAGCCAAGAAAGAGAAGAUAUAACUGCCAGUGCUCAGCAUGCUCUGAGGCUUAUUGCUUUCCGCCAAAUUCAUAAAGUUCUUGGAAUGGAUGCUUUGCCUCCUCCAAAAUUCACUAGAGGACCCUUCCCUCGUAAACGAAGGCGUGAUAAUAGCACAAGUGAAGGAAAUGAUUCUGAAGGAGCUAAUGGACAAAAGAAAGAUAAAAAAGAUGAUAGUAAAUCUGAUAGAAUGGAAACUACAGAUUCAAAGGCAUGAGGAGGCUAAACUUUUAAAAAAGAAAAAAACUGUGCAUUUUAUUUUAUAGUGCUGUUGUUAAAUUCACUUGACAUGGUGUUUCAACUGCACCUGAUUAUUUUGCAACUUGCAUUAUUUAAAGUGUAGAUUUCUUUUGUUUUCUUUCCAUUUUUCAUCACUUACUACAUGUAUUUCCACAGGGUGUAUCUUGUACAAGGCAUGUAAUGGUUCAAAAUUCAGUCAUUUGAAGUUGUGAUUUCUUUUCACGUUAAAUUAAAAAGCAUUAGCAUCCUUAGACUUAUUAAAUGUUAAAACUUCAUUGAUAUGUGAAUACUCUUUUGUGAGGGAAACAAAAGAUGUUCUUAAGGAAGGGUUUAAUGUUAUAUUCUUUAGAAAAUAACCUUUGUCAUUGAAACUUGUAUUUGCUAUCUUAAUACAUCUGAAAUUGCAGUAAAAUGUAUAUAAUUGUGAACAA
Messenger RNA from Parasteatoda tepidariorum (common house spider), 3595 nucleotides. Its product is annotated as zinc finger RNA-binding protein. The record is from RefSeq and is a predicted model, not a curated record. Lineage: Eukaryota; Metazoa; Arthropoda; Arachnida; Araneae; Theridiidae. Gene Ontology annotation, molecular function: double-stranded RNA binding; single-stranded RNA binding; zinc ion binding. Gene Ontology annotation, cellular component: precatalytic spliceosome.